UAAUCAGCAAAGGAAUUCCUCAACACUUCAAGGAAAGUGCCUUGUCGCCAUCAUGACUACAGUAAAUGCAACUACAGCUUUUUCUACAGUGAACUCCACACUUUCUGCUCUAAUCACAAAUGGCACCCAGAACAGUCAAAAUAUUAUGUUUUCAGUUGUUGCCAGUUUUGCUGCCUUUUUUUCCAUCUUUGGGCUCAUAGGCAAUGCAAUUGUCAUCUGGGUUCUUACAUUUAAGAUGAAGAGGAACAAAUACACAGUGUAUAUCCUUAAUCUUGCCAUUGCUGAUUUUAUCUACCUUUUCUUUGAUGCUGUUUUCAUGCUUCUACUAGUGGUCAGAAUGCUUAGCACAAGGCAACCAGCAAGAAUGUUAAUCCAGGCGAUAGAAAUCAUAUAUGAUUUGGGCUAUACUGCAGGCAUGCUUUUCCUUACAGCGAUAAGCAUAGAACGUUGCUUGUCAGUUGUCUUCCCCAUAUGGCACAAAUGUUACCGGCCCAAGCACUUAUCCACUUGGACCUGUGGGUUCCUCUGGUUCUUUGGUACUUUAUUUUCUCUGCUUGAUAAUUUUGUUUGCCCUGCUAAUGGCUUCAAUCAGAAUACCCAUCAGUGCACAGCAUUGCAAAUAUUCAUCUCUGUUUUGACAUUUGCUAUCAUCGUUCCUGUGAUGGUUAUGUCCAGUUUUACUUUGAUCCAUGUUGUUAGGACAACAUCAAAGAAAUGUCGACCACCAAAAAUCUAUGUUGCCAUCAUAAUUACAGUUCUGGUGUUUUUGAUUUCUGUGGUUCCUAUCAAAGUGUUGUGGCUUUUGUUGUAUUUUAAGUUAUUCCCAAACAACUUCCAUUCCCUUGCCCUGUUCUUUGCCAGUAAUUACUGCACUAUGUUCAACAGCAGUGCAAACCCAUUCAUUUACUUCUUUGUGGGGAGGCAAAAGACAAAGAGGUUUAGUAGUACAGUGAAUGAAGCACUGAGCAGAGUUUUUAAAGAAGAGGAAACGGAACAAUCAACUGAAUAUUACACAGAGAGCAAUGCCACAAUCUCAACAUUAAAUUAACCAGUUCCAAGAAGAUAUGUUAAGUUUGAGUAAAGUGUGCGCUGAUAAUUCACCUGCUGAAGAAAAACUAAAAACUUCUCUUGACUAUGGACUUACUUUUAUUGGACAGCAUUUAAUUGAACGGGUUGUUCAGCUUCAAACACUUUUUUUCAGUUGAGUUGGUUUCAGAUAGUUCACCAGAAAUAAAGACUUACAAUUACUUUCUAUUUUCUAUGUGUGACAGUUUUCAUAAUAUUGGAGUUUAAAGUUUUACUUUUCACCUUUUAAAGCAACUCUGGGAGGGGGGGUCGCUGACCCU
Messenger RNA from Xenopus laevis (African clawed frog), 1346 nucleotides. RefSeq names its product proto-oncogene Mas (gene mas1l.L). The transcript has a single exon. Lineage: Eukaryota; Metazoa; Chordata; Amphibia; Anura; Pipidae. The coding region runs from base 53 to 1048 and encodes 331 amino acids. The record is from RefSeq and is a predicted model, not a curated record.